AUGUCGACGGGGGAGGAAGACGGAGAACCGCUAAGCCCGAUGGCGCGUGUGUUCCAAUUGCCAGGCAACGACUGCUGCAUUAUCACCGUUAUCGGUUGCAAAACCAAGAUCAAUGCUGACGUCAUUCGAAGUGGCUUGAACCAGAAUGUUUUCAAGCAUCCUCGUUUCUCAAGGAAACUGUCACGAGAUGGUUUAAGUUGGAUUAAGACUCAGGUCAACAUAGAAGACCAUAUAUUUGUAGCAGAUAAAGACCAGAACGAGAUUGCAGAAGAUGGAGAACUCUUUGUUGAGGACUACGUUUCACGUCUCACAAUGAUUCCUCUCGAUAAAGCAAGACCUUUAUGGGACAUUCACAUCCUAAACGUCAAAACAUCUGACGCAGACGCGGUAUGUGUAAUAAGAUCUCACCAUUCGCUAGGAGAUGGAACAUCCCUCAUGUCUCUCUUAGCUGCAUGCACUCAGACAACAUCACACCGAGACAAAGCUACUAUUCCUGCUCUUAAACGGCGUAAAAGGGUGUAUAAAGACAAAAUCUCAUGGUUCGUAAGGUUGAUACAAGCCAUCUUUUCAUCAGUGAGAUUGAUUUGGAACACUUUUGUGGAUCUUGUGCUGUUGUUGGCGAUUGCUGUUUUCUUGAAGGAUACAAAAACGCCUCUAAAAGGCGAUGUGGGCGUCGAGAGUAGUCCGAAGAAAUUUUGUCACCGGACUGUCUCACUGGAUGACUUCAGAGUUAUAAAGGAAGCUAUGAGCAUGACUAUCAACGAUGUUCUACUUGGAGUUACACAAGCUGCUCUUUCACGCUACUUGAACAAUUUUCCUGGUAAAAUACGACUUACCGCAGGUGUUUUUGUAAACCUAAGGCCCGACAACGGAUUCCAGGUAUUUCCUUAA
Messenger RNA from Brassica rapa (field mustard), 891 nucleotides. Its product is annotated as O-acyltransferase WSD1-like. NCBI's taxonomy places the organism in Eukaryota, Viridiplantae, Streptophyta, Magnoliopsida, Brassicales, Brassicaceae. Gene Ontology annotation, cellular component: plasma membrane. Gene Ontology annotation, biological process: triglyceride biosynthetic process. The record is from RefSeq and is a predicted model, not a curated record. Gene Ontology annotation, molecular function: diacylglycerol O-acyltransferase activity.